Molecule: messenger RNA, 4005 nt
Organism: Colletotrichum aenigma
Lineage: Eukaryota; Fungi; Ascomycota; Sordariomycetes; Glomerellales; Glomerellaceae
Exons: 9
Coding region: 1-4005 (1334 amino acids)
Biological process (GO): glutathione metabolic process
Cellular component (GO): cytosol
Molecular function (GO): 5-oxoprolinase (ATP-hydrolyzing) activity
Source: RefSeq, a predicted model, not a curated record
AUGGCUGUUGGAACAGCUAUUCGCACAAUUGAGCCGAAGAGCAUCAACUUCGCGAUUGAUCGCGGUGGCACUUUCACAGAUGUUUGGGCGUCCAUUCACGGACAGCCCGAUGUGGUGUUGAAGCUGUUAUCUGUCGACCCCGGCAACUACGAUGAUGCGCCAGCCGAAGGUAUCAGGCGGGUUCUAGAGAUGGUGUCUGGCACAACCAUCCCUCGUCGGUCGCCAAUUCCUAAAGAUUUAAUUCACUCAAUACGCAUGGGAACUACCGUCGCGACGAAUGCACUCCUCGAGCGGAAAGGAACCCGACAUGCCUUUGUGGUCACGCAAGGGUUCCGCGACCUCCUCGACAUCGGCUACCAAUCCAGGCCCAAACUUUUUGAUCUCGGCAUCCGCAAGCCAGAGCUUCUUUAUGACGAAGUUAUCGAAAUCUCAGAACGCCUAACGGUAGAAGCGUACGAUGAGGAUGUCUACAAGACCGCUCGUACCCAGCCCAAGGAGUCGCCUGGUUUGUUCGUCAAGGGCAUCACGGGAGACAUUCUAAGAGUCAUCAGGCCCUUGAAUGAAAAUGAAGUCCGUCAGAAGCUCUCGGACAUCAGGUCCAAGGGCAUCGAAACUCUGGCCAUCUGUCUCGCGCACUCUUACAUGUAUCCUGACCACGAAAAUAAGGUUGCUGAUAUUGCACGCGAUCUUGGCUUUCAGCAUGUUUCAACGUCAUCGAGCGUGGGCGCCAACAUGAUCAAGAUGAUUUCAAGAGGAAGCUCAGCGUCGGCUGAUGCUUACCUCACUCCCGAGAUCAUCCGCUACGUAAAUGGAUUUGCGAGACAAUUCCAGGACGGUAACCUUGAUGACAUCUCAUGUGAGUUCAUGCAGAGCGAUGGUGGGCUGGUAAGCCACAAGGCGUUCAGUGGGUUGCGCGGCAUUCUUAGUGGUCCUGCUGGAGGAGUGGUUGGUCAUGCACGCACGUCGUACGACGGCAAGUCCCCUAUUGUUGGCUUUGACAUGGGUGGAACUUCCACCGACGUGAGCCGUUAUGGAGGAUCCUUGGAACAUGUCUUCGAAUCCACCACCGCCGGCGUUUCUAUCCAAAGUCCUCAGCUGGAUAUCAACACUGUUGCUGCAGGCGGUGGCAGCAUGCUGUUCUGGCGUGACGGGCUCUUCAAGGUCGGACCUGAGAGUGCUGGCGCGCACCCAGGCCCAGCUUCAUACAGGAAAGGUGGCCCGCUCACUGUGACUGACGCCAACCUUUUCCUUGGACGCCUGAUCCCAAGCUACUUCCCCGCCAUCUUCGGUCCCGAUGAGAACUUGCCGUUGGAUUCUGAGAUCGUCGCCGCCAAAUUCGAAGAACUGACCAAGACGAUCAAUGCUGAUACGGGACGCUCGAUGACGCCUUACGAAGUUGCAGUCGGAUUCAUCGACGUUGCAAACGAGUCGAUGAGUCGACCCAUCCGAGCCCUUACAGAGGCCCGCGGUUUCGUCACCGCUGACCACAACCUUGCAACGUUUGGUGGUGCAGGUGGACAACAUGCGUGUGAAAUCGCGGAGAAGCUCGGAAUCGGCCGCAUCGUCGUUCACAAGUAUUCAAGCAUUCUCUCGGCAUACGGAAUGGCGCUGGCGGAGGUGGUCCAAGAGGCGCAGGAGCCAAGCUCCGAGAUGCUGUCUGAUGAGUCCCUUCCCAGACUCAAUGAGAGGAUCGACUACCUCAAAAAGAAGGCAACAGACGGAUUACUCUCUCAAGGUAUCAAACAUGCCUCUAUUCAGCACGAGCCGUAUCUUAAUCUCAGAUACAACGGCACCGAUACUAACUUCAUGAUUCUUCAACCUGAGGAUGGCGAUUGGCUCUCGGCUUUGGAGAGGGAGCAUCUCCGAGAAUUGUCUUUCACUUUUCCCAGAUCGAGGAAGGUCCAUGUGGACGACAUCCGUGUACGCGGAAUUGGUAAAGCCGAACAGUCUAGCACAGAUAAUGAUCGGCUCGUAGAGGAAUUGAAGUCGUUGUCAUUCAGCGCCGUCACCAAGGGCGAGGACACCACCACCAACGCAUACUUCACUGAAGGCGGGCUCCAAGCAACCAAAGUCUUCCGCCUCAACACACUGCAGCCGGGCGCAAUCGUCGCCGGACCAGCGAUCAUCAUCGACAGCACGCAGACCAUUGUCGUCGUCCCUGGCUCUCAAGCCAAGAUCCUCACCUCUCACGUCGUCAUCGAUGUCGUCGACAAAGUGAAUAAGAACAAGCCAGCAGAUGACGGAGAGCUUGUGGUUGAUCCGGUGAAGCUCAGCAUCUUCGGUCACCGUUUCAUGAGUAUUGCAGAGCAGAUGGGCCGCACUCUCCAGAAGACGAGUCUUUCGCUCAACAUCAAGGAGCGUCUGGACUUUUCUUGUGCCAUCUUUAGUCCCGAUGGAGAUCUGGUCGCCAAUGCGCCGCAUGUUCCGGUUCACUUGGGAAGCAUGAGCUAUGCCGUCAAGUACCAGCACGAGCUGCACCAUGGAAAGUUGCGCCCAGGUGAUGUCCUGGUUUCGAAUCACCCUGAGGCCGGUGGUACUCAUCUCCCUGAUAUCACGGUCAUUAAUCCGGUCUUUGACGAAGAUGGAAAGACGAUCUGCUUCUACACAGCUUCGAGAGGCCACCACUUGGACAUUGGCGGAUCCAAGGGCAACUCCAUGCCACCUGAUUCAACCGAGCUUUGGCAAGAAGGUGCUGCGAUCAAGUCAUUCUUCCUCAUCCGAGACGGCACCUUUGAUGAGGAGGGCAUCAUCUCAAUCCUCCUCGCCCCAGGAAACCAUCCCGGCUGCAGCGGCUCUCGUCGUCUUCCCGACAACCUUUCUGACCUCAAGGCUCAGGUCGCCGCCAACACCAAGGGUAGCAGUCUCAUCAGAGCCCUCAUGGAAGACUUCGGGAAGCCUGUUGUGCACUUCUACAUGACGAAGAUCCAAGAGAAUGCCGAAGUAUCCGUCAGGAAGUACCUCCUAUCUGCGUACAAGAGAUUCGGGUCCAAGCCCCUGAAGGCCGUGGAUUAUCUCGAUAACGGCUCGCGCAUGCAGGUUUCCAUCACUAUCGACGAGUCAGGAUUUGGCACAUUCGAUUUCACGGGAACUUCGUGUGAGAUGCUAUCCAACAUGAACGCGCCACCGGCUAUUACCUACUCGGCUCUGAUUUACACCCUCCGCCUCCUGAUUGGAUCCGACAUCCCUCUUAAUCAAGGCUGUCUCACUCCGACAAAGGUCAUCAUCCCUAAGAACACCUUUUUGAACCCUGGCCCGACAUCAGCAGUCUGCUGCGGCAACACUCUCACUUCCCAGCGCCUGGUCGACCUCCUUCUCAAGGCGUUCCGAGCAGCUUCCGGAUCGCAAGGUUGCAUGAACUGCUUCGGCUUCUUUGGCAACUCGCUCGACCCCGCUGCUUCGCCGGACGCGACGACCAACAACGGCGAGGGCUUUGGCUUCGGAUAUGGAGAGACAAUCUGUGGUGGCGAAGGAGCCGGUCCGACAUGGAAUGGUGCAUCAGCCGUCCAAAUCCACAUGACGAACACCCGUACCACGGAUAUCGAGAUCAUUGAGAAGACAUACCCGGUAUUGAUCCGCGAAUUCUCAAUUCGACAGGGCAGUGGCGGACGAGGCAAGUUCACGGGUGGUUGCGGAAUUGUGCGUGACUUUGAGUGCCGCGCGCCAUUGACAUAUGGCAUCAUCUCGGAGCGUCGGGUCCACCAGCCCUACGGCAUGAUGGGGGGUGAGAAUGGCGAGUCGGGGGCGAACUAUUGGGUUCAGAAGAUGGAAGAUGGCGGAGAAAGAUGGAUCAACAUCGGGCCUAGAGGCCAAGUCGAUAUGAAGACCGGAGAUCGAUGUGUCAUCCAUACUCCGGGAGGUGGUGGCUGGGGAAUUCCGGACGGAGACGAAGGCAGUCAGAUAAACGGAACCAAUGGCGUUGACGGUCCUUGGGAGGCGAAGGUUGAGUAUGCAAGAGCGACUGGCAGUCUUCACACGUUCGCUGCUGCCCAAGACGCUUCAUCGUAG